Messenger RNA from Arabidopsis lyrata subsp. lyrata, 951 nucleotides. Its product is annotated as serine/threonine-protein kinase PRP4 homolog. The transcript has 2 exons. Bases 224 to 910 code for a protein of 228 amino acids. NCBI's taxonomy places the organism in Eukaryota, Viridiplantae, Streptophyta, Magnoliopsida, Brassicales, Brassicaceae. The record is from RefSeq and is a predicted model, not a curated record.
UUUUCAACGAACUAACCCUUUUCUUUUGUCUUUUGCAGUCAAGUUCCCGAAGAAGCCACUUUCCCAUACCUUUGCGGAGCAAUUCGUAAAGAUUUGCAAUCGCAGCGACCUCUCGUGGGAAUUGUUCACCUGCGAACGCAUCCGGAGUUCGUGUGCCCGAAUUUACUCGCGGUCCGACCUCAUUUCUUCCACCCCUCCCACCUCCCCUGCUGUUGCCACUAACAUGUCUCCACUUUCCUAUCGCGAAGAGAAGAGGCUCCAGAAGGAAAGGGAAAAGGCGAGAGAAGCGAGAGAGAAAGAAGAUAAGGCCAGGAUGGUGAAGGCCUUAGAUGACGGGAAAUCCAGAUCUUCAUCUGGUAACGGGAAGAGUUCGGGUACCGUAGAUCCGGUUUCCGAGUCGAAGACCUCUGAUCAUCGUGAUCAAAAGAAGGUGUCUUCAGGAAAAGACAUAAUCCGGAUCUCGGAUUCUCGCUCCUCCCGAUCUUCUCGGGAAAAAGAAAUUUCUGAAGGAGGCCAUAGUGCAACCUCCUCAAGGAAACGCAGGAACGAGGAAUCUGAAGUUCCUUCCCUUCAACGCAAGAGUCGUUCUCGUCUGAACGACGAGAAAAAUCCUUCCGAGGACGCUGGAACCAGGCUGGGGUCAAAACCAGAAGAAAGAGAAGAUUCACAACGGGCCCCGGAGUCCGACCUGCCAACUCCGCUUCUUGUCCUGCCUUCGCGGGAUUCUGAGAACCGGGGAUCCGUCCGUCAGGAGAUUCCGAUCCCUACUGCUCCUCCGAAGUCACCAGCUGAUUUCAUGAGGAACUUUACUCCUGUUGGGAUGAGGAUUCCUCCCUUUAGUGACUUAAAGGAGGUCAACAGAGCGAACUACUUUCGCUUCGCUGAUAAACUCGGAGAGGUAAUACUUUGAACUUUUCUCCUUAUAUAAAAAUAAGAACUUUUCUUUGUGUC